AUGGCAAAUUCCAGAAGAACUGAAGAGAUGCAAGAAAAUUAUGAGAAAUGGGUAAUUGUUUCCCAGCUGCCUGAAGUGGGAAAGCAAGCUGUUGGAUCCAUUGAGAUGUUCCGCUUUGCUGAUGGACUGGACGUCAUAUUCAUGAUCCUGGGAAUACUGGCAUCACUGGUAAAUGGAGCCUGUCUCCCUUUAAUGUCACUGGUUUUAGGAGAAAUGAGUGAUAACCUUAUUAGUGGAUGUCUAGUCUAAACCAACACAACAAAUUAUCGGAACUGUAAUCAGUCUCAAGAAAAGCUGAAAGAAGACAUGACUGUGUAAGUUGACUGGUAUUAUGUUGGAAUAGGAGUUACUGCCUUGAUUUUUGGCUACAUACAGAUUUCCUUUUGGGUCAUGACUGCAGCAGGACAGACCAAGAGAAUUCGAAAGCAGGUUUUUCAUUCAGUUUUGGUGCAGGACAUCAGCUGGUUUAAUGGCUGUGACAUCAGUGAAUUUAACACUCGCAUAACUGAUGACAUCAACAAAAUCAGCGAUGGUAUUGGAAACAAGAUUGCUCUGUUAUUUCAAAACAUGCCUACUUUUUCUAUUGGACUGGUGAUUGGUUUGGUGAAGGGCUGGAAACUCACCCUAGUGACUUUGUCCACAUCUCCUCUUAUAAUGGCUUCAGUGGCAGGGUGUUCUAGGAUGGUCCUCCCAUUGACCAGUAAGGAAUUAAGUGCCUAUUCCAAAGCUGGGGCUGUAGCAGAAGUCGUCUUGUCGUCAGUCCAAACAGUUGUAACCUUUGGGGCACAAGAGAAAGAAAUUCAAAGGCAUACACAGAAUCUAAAAGAUGCAAAGGAUGUUGGCAUAAAACAAGCUAUAGCUUCGAAACUGUCUCUUGGUGCUGUGUACUUCUUUAUGAAUGGAACCUAUGGACUCACUUUUUGGUAUGGGACCUCCUUGAUUCUUAGUGGAGAAUCUGGUUACACCGUUGGGACUGUUCUUGCUGUUUUCUUUAGUGUAAUCCACAGUAGUUAUUGCAUUGGAGCAGCAACCCCCUACUUUGAAAACUUCCCUAUGGCCCGAGGAGCUGCCUAUAUUUUCCAGGUUAUUGAUAAGAAACCCAGUAUAGAUAACUUUUCAACAACUGGAUAUAAACCUGAAUGCAUAGAAGCAACCGUGGAAUUUAAAAAUGUUUCUUUUCAUUUUCCAUCAAGACCAUCUAUCAAGAUUCUAGAAGGUCUGAAUCUUAAAAUCAAGUCUGGAGAGACAGUAGCCUUGGUUGGCCCCAGUGGCAGUGGGAAGAGCACAGCAGUCCAGCUUCUGCAGAGAUUAUACAAUCCUGACGAUGGCUCUGUAAAUCUGGUGGAUGAGAAUGACAUCAGAGCUUUAAAUGUGCAGCAUUAUCGAGAAUAUAUUGGAGUCGUCAGCCAAGAGCCUAUUUUGUUUGUGACCACCAUCAGGAACAACAUUAAGUAUGGACGAGAUGGUGUGACUGACGAAGAGAUUGAGAAGGCAGCAAAGGCGGCAAAUGCUUAUGAUUUUAUAAUGGAGUUUCCUAAUAAAUUUAAUACAUUGGUGGGAGAAAAAGGAGCUCAAAUAAGUGGAGGGCAGAAACAGAGAAUCACAAUUGCUCGAGCUUUAGUUCGAAACCCCAAUCUGAUCUUAGAUGAGGCUACAUCUGCCCUAGAUACAGAAAGUGAAGCAGUUGUUCAAGCUGCACUGGAGAAGGCAAGCAAAGGUCAGACUACGAUUGUGGUAGCACACCGACUUUCCAGUACUCGAAGUGCAGAUCUGAUUGCGACCAUAAAGGGUGGGAUAGUAGUGGGAAAAGGAAGACAUUUUGAACUAAUGGCAAAACAAGGUCUAUAUUAUUCACUUGCAAUGUCACACAUGUUUGAAAAUGAUGAUAAAACCACAUUAAAGUAUGAUGCAGAAAUUUAUUCCAUGAUAUUGCCAUUUUGGGUGUUAUUUUGCUUUGUCAGUUAUAUCAUGCAGGGAUUGUUUUAUGGCAGAGCAGGGGAGAUUUUAACCAUGAGAUUAAGACAGUUGGCAUUUAAAGCCAUGUUAUAUCAG
Galeopterus variegatus (Sunda flying lemur) is the source of this 2052-nucleotide messenger RNA. Its product is annotated as multidrug resistance protein 1B-like. The record is from RefSeq and is a predicted model, not a curated record. Gene Ontology annotation, cellular component: membrane. NCBI's taxonomy places the organism in Eukaryota, Metazoa, Chordata, Mammalia, Dermoptera, Cynocephalidae. Gene Ontology annotation, molecular function: ATP binding; ATP hydrolysis activity; ABC-type transporter activity. Gene Ontology annotation, biological process: transmembrane transport.